UUUAUUAAGAUUUUUUUUUUUGAUUUAGAGAUUUUUUUAUAUUAGGGUUUAGACUAACAAAUCUUAGAUCCUCAUUUAUUUUCUGAAUUUAGAGUUAUAUCAUCUCAUAAGUUAUGGAUUUGUAGAGUUGCAAUGGGUUUUCGGUGUAGUUCAUUAUUGUUGUGUUUUUUGUUUGUAAAUUAGGUUUUCUUGACUUCCAAAAUUGAUUUUGUUACAGGAAGAGCUGGGGUUCCUAUAGAAGUCAUGGGAUUGAGUUUGGGAAGUUUGUAGAUGAAUAUAUUGUUCGUGUGGUUGAUGUUUAUGCUAUGCCUCUGGGGAUGACUUUAUGUUGUGAAAGAAGUUGGGUGAAGGUGCUUUUGGAGUAGUUUAUAGAGUUUCUUUGACAGAGAAACCUUAGCUCAAGCUAAAAUAUUCAUUCAAUCUUUAGAUGGCGAUAGAGGAACUACUUCUAAGCACUCAUUUAUAUGAUUGCUGAUGAGGGCAGCAAUAGUGGGAACUGUGUGUGAGGGAAGUUGAAGUCCGUGCAGCUGGCAUUGGAAAUGAGAGUCACGAAAGUAGUUAGUAGUGACCUUUCUGGAAAUCCUGGAGAUUGUUUCCUUUGUUCUUGCAAACAUCCGGUGAACAAUUGCAGAAUUUCAUGUUGCAGAUGGGAUAUUAUGGCUCAAGCUAUCUUGCCAUACUGUCAAGCACUAGAGAAGUUCGCUCCUCAUAUCCAACAGUUUAACAUGGAGAGCAAAGGGAAGGGUGUGUCAAUUGACGGUGUUCAUCUUCCUUUCGAGGCAGGAGAAAUUGAUUUUGGUGAGCCAGAUUCGAACGGCCAACACAACUUUUACCAGUUAAUUCACCAGGUUGCAGAUAUGAGCAGUAAGUGUGACUAUUUACAAGGCUGGUUAUGAAGCAACAAGAAGCUAUACUUGUUUGAGCAUGUAGGUAAUGAAUGUUGAGGUUGUCUCCAGUCUUGUGCCUUUAAGAUUGUAUCUACUACUGCUAUUACACUUCACAUUACAACUGCAACUGCAGAAUUUCUAUAUUCUGAAAACUUAGGAAA
Messenger RNA from Papaver somniferum (opium poppy), 1048 nucleotides. Its product is annotated as glucose-6-phosphate isomerase, cytosolic 2B-like. Gene Ontology annotation, cellular component: cytosol. NCBI's taxonomy places the organism in Eukaryota, Viridiplantae, Streptophyta, Magnoliopsida, Ranunculales, Papaveraceae. Gene Ontology annotation, biological process: glycolytic process; glucose 6-phosphate metabolic process; gluconeogenesis. The transcript has 9 exons. Bases 540 to 896 code for a protein of 118 amino acids. Gene Ontology annotation, molecular function: carbohydrate derivative binding; glucose-6-phosphate isomerase activity; monosaccharide binding. The record is from RefSeq and is a predicted model, not a curated record.